Molecule: messenger RNA, 1263 nt
Organism: Paramecium sonneborni
Lineage: Eukaryota; Ciliophora; Oligohymenophorea; Peniculida; Parameciidae
Source: the annotation of a GenBank genome assembly
AUGAACAAAAUAUUAAAUACUAUAGACAAAUUCGAUAUUUUCGAGGUUCCAAUAAGUCUUUUGACUAAUACUAAGGCUUCCUCAUAUUAAAGUAAGCUUGGUGGAAUAAUUACUAUUAUAAUUGGAUGCUUUAGUUUAACUUAUUUUUUAUAUGUAAUCAUACAGUGGAUUGAUCAUCAAAUACCUCCUAUUGUUAGUGUUAAAUAAUAAACUAUAUCAUAUGCAGAAUUUUAGUUGUCAAACUCUAUUAUUUAAUUAGAAUUACAAGAUUUUGUGGGUGAUGUGGAUCCGUUUAGAAAAGAAAAUAAUAUAAUCACUCCUAAUUUAUAUAGAAUUUUGAAUAAAACUAUAAUUGAUAAACCAUUUCCAUUAUUUACUAGUGAAGAAAAGCCAUUUAAAAUAUUUAUAAGUAAUGGUACUAUUGUUUUAAACAAUGAUUAUAAAGGAGAUGAUGGACGAUUGGAAAUGACAUAAUUGUUGCUUGUUUUAGAAAGUUGUUCUAAUUUAACUAUUGUACCUGGAAGUUAUAACGCUGAUGAAAAUGUGAUAACAGAAUAUUUAUCUAAAUUACAUGGGUUCUUAUUCUUAAGUAUUAAAUUAAAUUAACUUUAAUAUUCUACGGGAGAAUUAGAAGAAAUUGAAAAAUAAUAUUAUACAGCCUUAGAAACAUAAAAACCUUUAUAUUCAUAGGUUAUGCUUCAAUAAUAAGAAUCUAUUAUUGACGAUGGAAUAUUAUUUAAUAAUUAUGAAAAUUACUAUUUCUUAAACAAUUACGAGCUAAUCCAUUAAUAAGUUGAUAAUCUUUUCGCUUCUUAGGUGGUUGGUGCAAUGUCGAAAUAAUUUACUUAAUUCAAAAGUAUUGGUAGUUAUUUAUUCAGAAUUGAUAACAUUGCUGUUUCAGAAACUAUAACACUUCCAAAAUUAGGUUAAAUUCAAGCUUAAGUUGGAUCAAUCGUGUAGGUAAUAUUUUUACUAAAAUAUAUUGCUUUAUAUUACAACAAAAUGUUAUUGGAAAAUGAAUUACUUCAUGAAAUAGUCACUAUGUAUUAUCCAGAGUUGAAAAAAAUCAAAUUGAACUAUUUCAAUCAAUUUGAAAGUUAUGAAUAACAAGAAGAUAGUAGCAAAAGUUCACUUUAGAAAGUUAAAUAUAAAUAUAAACUUUGUAUUCAAAGAGCAAAAGAAAAAUGUGAAAAUGAUAUUGAGUUGGAGUAGAAGUUUAAACUCAUAUCAACGAUUUUCGAAAUUGUAUAAUAGUAGCAGUGA